This is a messenger RNA of Magallana angulata, 1596 nucleotides long. Its product is annotated as monocarboxylate transporter 13-like. NCBI's taxonomy places the organism in Eukaryota, Metazoa, Mollusca, Bivalvia, Ostreida, Ostreidae. The record is from RefSeq and is a predicted model, not a curated record. Gene Ontology annotation, biological process: monocarboxylic acid transport; transmembrane transport. Gene Ontology annotation, molecular function: monocarboxylic acid transmembrane transporter activity. The coding region runs from base 37 to 1338 and encodes 433 amino acids. The transcript has 6 exons.
UUACCUGGAUUUAUUCGAUUGAGCAAGCGCGGUGCGAUGACUUCCGGUGGUGUCCCCUUGGAGGGGGGAUAUGGGUGGGUGGUCGUGUCCGUCCUAUUUCUCCAGUAUGUUAUCAUGGCGGGGAUUCAAGGAUCAGUCGGAAUCAUCCACACGGAGCUGGUCAGCGAGACCUCCUAUACCCUGUCUGUGAUUGGUUGGAUUGGUUCUCUAAUGAUUGGACUGUGUACCAUGUCCUCACCAUUUAUAUCAAUCUUGACGAAAUUUAUACCAUGUCGGAUUCUUGCCAUCACCGGAAGUUUACUAAUGAGCCUGGGAUUCCUCUGCGCAGCCUUCACUUCGUCAGUUCCGGUGCUCUUCUUGUGUCUAGGAAUACUUCCUGGUAUCGGUAUGAAUCUAAUCUCCUUCUCUUCCAUCAUGAUAUUGAGGGGAUACUUCCUGAAGAUGCUUCCCCUGGCGUACGGCAUGUGUCUGGCGGGGGUGGGGGUAGGCAUGGUCAGUGUCCCGCCAUUCUAUGUCUAUCUACACGUGACCUUUGGACUCCAGGGUAGCUUCCUCAUCGUAUCCGCCAUCUGUAUGAACAGUGUGGUCUUCUCUGGACUGACUAUACCAACAAGGACUCAAUCUCAGAAAAAAUCCAUGGAAAAAGGCCUCUCCCUAGGGGACCUGUUUGACUUUAGUUUGUUCAAAUCGUACACCUUCGUCAUGUUUGUGACAGGUCAUCUUAUCUUUAACAUCGCUUACGCAGUGCCCUUCACGUAUCUGCCAAUCAAGGGCGAGGAGACGGGGUUCUCGGAGCAGUCGUCCGCAUUAUUUAUAACAGUUCUCGGAGCCGGAAGUUCGGUUGGUAGGAUAUUAUUUGGAUGGAUGUCGGGGAAGUUUCCGUUGAUUCGUAAGAAAGCUUUCCUUGUCGUCAUGGUGUUAUCGACUUUGUCCCUACUUCCGGUGUCCUUCACCAGCUCCUACUCGCUAAUCAUGGUGUGCUCGACAAUAUUUGGAUCAUGCGCAGGAAUCAUACACACGGAAAUUCCAAGCUUCCUGAUUGGGCUGAUCGGGAUCGACAACCUCCCUAACGGCCUGUCGGUGGCCUACCUACAGCAGGGCAUCGGGUCGCUGGUGGGAAUCCCUAUUGCAGAGGCGGUCUGUCGGAGGGUGGGUGAUAACGCCGCCUUCGUCUUCACUACCGUGGUGUGCGCCCUGGUCCUGGUUCUCUUCACCCUCUCCCUGUAUCUACCGGAAAGGAAACCACAGACACCCAAAGUACCGCACAUACUCCCAGAAGUCCCCAAACCGGAAGUAUUUGUCGUGACCAUGGCGGAAACUGGACCGACGGCCGCUUAGGUUCAUGUUCUAUCGAACACUCUGUGUGUGCAUUUGGAAAGUUAUACACAAUUUGUGUUGUGUGUUAUUUCAUGCAAUGGCAUUGUUAUAUUUUUGGGUUUGCCUUAAACGAUUCGUGGCAUUGUAAGACUCACUUAUUAGGAGGGAUUGACAUGAUAUAAAAUGUUAAAUCUACAUUGUAAACUUAAUGCUUUGAAGGUUUUCCAAUAGGAAUUCAAGUGUCAAGUUUGAGUAAUUAAAAGACGAUAACACAAUAUG